GCUCACAUGUGAAAUGCAGGGACGCUUUUCAACCAUCAAAACUUAAAAAAAAAACACGACUCAUCCAUUUGGAAUUCUUAUUAUUUGUAUUAUUAUUAUUGAAAUAGUGUUCCACGUCACUGCUAGUCGUGGACGAUAAAAAAAAACAGCUACUAAACACAGUCCCGUGUGAUGCCAUGGACAGUGUGAAGAUGGAAUCUAUCCCAGUUAAAGAGGAGUUCCCUGAACAUGAACCUGUCCCCUUCAGUGUGGAAUUCUCCGGGCUGGCUUCCCUCUGUGAGGUGCAGUGUGACAGCAGUCAGCCAGAGGACUCUGAGAUUAAAGCUGAGCACAAUGAAGUGGAGAUCUACCAAACAGAAGAACUGCUUCCUGUGAAACAAGAAGAGGCACUGGAAAUUAAACAAGAGCCCCCGAAAGUAGACUUUGACCACAUGGAACCAGUGAAGGAAGAAUCCGAGGACUUUAAACCAAACAUCCCUGAGCUGGAGCCUGUACACCUGCGGGAGAGUAGCAUGGUGCUGGAGAGAAUCUGCGUGAGAGAGCAAGGCGCUGGAGAGGAAGGCUCUCCCAACAGCACACAAGGAGGGGGAAAGGACGAGGGACAGUCAUAUUCAGAAUGCAGUCUAGCAGGUUUCAGUCCAGCAGCUAAAGCGAGGAUGGGCAGUGGAGAAUAUCCUGACUGUAAGAAAGGUCUCACCCAGUUAGGGCAUUUUGAAAUCCACCAGAGAAUUCACACAGGAGAAAAACCGUAUCCCUGCUCUGACUGUGGGAAGAGUUUCAAACAGUCAUCACACCUUGAAUCGCACCAGCGAAUUCACACAGGAGAGAAACCGUAUCACUGCUCUGACUGUGGGAAGAGUUUCAGACACUCUGCACACCUUAAAAGACACUUGCGAAUUCACACAGGAGAGAAACCAUAUCGCUGCUCUGACUGUGGGAAGAGUUUCAGACGUUUAGAAAACCUGAAAAUACACCAGCGAAUUCACACAGGAGAGAAACCGUAUCACUGCUCUGACUGUGGGAAGAGUUUCAGAGAUUCAGGAGACCUGAAAAAACACCAACGAAUUCACACGGAAGAGAAGCCUUAUUGCUGCGGUGACUGUGGGAAGAGUUUCAGACAUAAAGGAACCCUGAAGAGCCACCAGCAAAUUCACACAGUUAAGAAACCGUAUCACUGCUCUGACUGUGGGAAGAGUUUCCGACAUUCAGAAGAUCUGAUAAAACACCAGCAGAUUCACACAGGAGAGAAACUGUAUCACUGCUCUGACUGUGGGAAGAGUUUCAGUCGUUCAGAACACCUGAAAAAACACAAGCGUAUUCACACAGGAGAGAAACCUUAUCGCUGCUCAGAAUGUGGGAAGAGUUUCAGUCAUUCAGAACACCUGAAAAGACACCAGCGUAUUCACACAGGAGAGAAACCCUAUUGCUGCUCUGAAUGUGGGAAGAGUUUCAGGGUAUCAGGAACUCUGAAAACACACCAGAGAAUUCACACAGGAGAAAGUCCGUAUUGCUGUUCUGACUGUGGGAGGAGUUUCAGACGUUCAGCACACCUGAAAAUGCACCAGCGAAUUCACACAGGAGAGAAACCUUAUCUCUGCUCUGACUGUGGGAAGAGUUUCAGACAUUUAGAAUACCUGAAGGUACACCAGCGAAUUCACACAGGAGAGAAACUGUAUAGCUGCUCUGACUGUGGGAAGAGUUUCAGGUAUUCAAGACUGCUCAAAACACACCAGCGAAUUCACACAGGAGAGAAACCGUAUUUGUGCUCCGACUGUGGAAAGAGCUUCAGACAGUCACAACAUCUAAAAACACACCAACGAAUUCACACAGGAGAGAAACCUUAUCUCUGCUUUUGCUGUGGGAAGAGUUUCAGAGAUUCAGCAGGCCGGAGAAAGCACCAGCGAAUUCACAGAGAACAAAAACCUUAACGCGCCUGUUCAAUGGGACUUUUCACUCAUCCGGGGGGAGGAAACAUCUUGCAUUAAGAGUCCCUAUAUAAUAGUAAUCUCUGUAUCUCUCUUAAGAGCAGGCAUUUUAAAUGGUAAAGAUGCACUUGAGACAGUGCCUGGGAGCAGGAAUAUGCAGAAAGGAAGCUGUGCCGCAGCUUGCCUGAUAUAAGAAUCAGGAGGAAUCGAUAACUCGGUAAAUUAGUUUCAGGGUUUAGCAGUUAAACUUGAUUAAUCCGAAAAUAAAUUGAUUGGAAUGAGUACCCUGAUGUGGUAUAUAGCAUCCAGAGGUGAGACUGCACUUACUGGGCAAUCAGCUGGAUCAUUUGACUUUGUAAAUUCUUCUCGUUUGUAAAACGAAUGAAAAAAUGAUACUGUCCUAUGACUGAAUAUUGUGCAACCUGCAGCUUUGCACUGUGCAUUGUCCCUGCUUUUAUGUUAGCUUGCUUUUAAACUGCCCCAACUAAUACAAAUGUAGCAAGCAUGUGUACGGAUCUUAGGUACAGAAAAGCAUACAGGUUUUACACUCUGUGACAAAUUACAAUGAAUUACUAUUAAUGGAUUAAGCUAUCAUUACAGAGCAGAAAAAUAUAGUUUAAAAUGCAGUCUGGUAAUAGAAAUAAAUGGUUUUUUUUAUUGGGGGGGGGGGGGGUGGGGUCUAUACAUUUUGCAAUGGGUUUAUUUACCUAUAAUACAGAUACAGCUGUACCAGUGCUAGCCCGGGACCUUAUUAAUUGUGUAAUGAGAGUUCCAAUGAGACUUGACUGUAGAAUUUAACCCUUUAAGGACCAAGCAUUUUUUUGUGGGAUGCUCCCCAAGUCCAGGUUUUUAUUUUGUCUGUAUCUGACUCUUUUCCUAUAAAAAAAAAUGAUUAAUCGUUUUGGUUUUUUUUGGUUUUUACAAUGGAGUCUUGGUGUCCUUUUUCUAUAUACAGUGCCUCUAGAAAGGCUACACCC
Messenger RNA from Polyodon spathula (Mississippi paddlefish), 2902 nucleotides. Its product is annotated as zinc finger protein 345-like. Gene Ontology annotation, biological process: regulation of transcription by RNA polymerase II. The record is from RefSeq and is a predicted model, not a curated record. Gene Ontology annotation, cellular component: nucleus. Bases 177 to 1928 code for a protein of 583 amino acids. Gene Ontology annotation, molecular function: RNA polymerase II cis-regulatory region sequence-specific DNA binding; DNA-binding transcription factor activity, RNA polymerase II-specific. Lineage: Eukaryota; Metazoa; Chordata; Actinopteri; Acipenseriformes; Polyodontidae. The transcript is spliced from 3 exons.